Messenger RNA from Cyanidioschyzon merolae strain 10D, 1320 nucleotides. RefSeq names its product probable phosphatidate cytidylyltransferase. The transcript has a single exon. The record is from RefSeq and is a predicted model, not a curated record. The coding region runs from base 1 to 1320 and encodes 439 amino acids. Lineage: Eukaryota; Rhodophyta; Bangiophyceae; Cyanidiales; Cyanidiaceae.
AUGUGGGUGUCUACAGUGCACGGGUGGCAAGCGCUACCCCACUUGGAAGGCGUGCGACAGCACCGACGAGCACCGUGCCGACGACCUCCGCGAACCGCGAGGCGCUCUGACGCUGGCGUCUCGCUGCCUCGAACUGCGUUGCCGACUCGAGGGCGCUUCACUGCUGGGGUACCGACGUCAGCGGACUGCUCCGCGGUGCCGCGUUUGCGCUGCUUGGAUGCGACACCAGCCAGCAGCGAUGGAGCGGACACCGCUUCGACUCCAGCUGCAGCGGCAGGUGCGGGCGCUCAAAGCGUAGGGAGCGCAGUGGUUGCCUCCGAGCGCCCAGCGGACGCGAGAAGUGCAGCCUUGGUAGCUGCGGUGGCCACCACGCGUCCGGCACGUGAUCUGGCUGUCCGAGUGGUGUCCGGCAUUGUUAUGGGUUUGGUUGCCACGACCUGGAUUCUGGCGGGUAUCUGGGUGUUUACGGCCGGUCUGACAGUUGUCGCAGUGCUCGGUCAACUUGAGUAUUAUAACAUGGUGCGGGCAAAGGGCAUCCGACCGGCACAACGCGCUGGGAUAGCGGCGUCUAUUUUGGCGCUGUGGGUAGCCGCAGCAGCACCGCAGGCAUCAGAGGCCGUGUUCCCGGUCUCAGCGACGCUGAUCUGUACCUACAUGCUGCUGCAUCGCCGGGAGAAGUUCGCUACGAUCGCCGACAUCAGCACAACGUUCAUGGGAAUGUUUUACGCUGGAUACCUGCCGACCUUCUGGGUUCGCAUGCGAGCUCUCGGUGGCAUUGAGCAGACGCGCUUUCCAGCGGUGGUAUCGCGUCUCCCCGAUGUGCUGUGGCCAGGCUGGUUGCCACCACCGGAAGGCUGGACCGUAGGCGCAGCCCUAACCUGGUGGACCUGGCUCUCAGUGGCAAGUAGUGAUAUCGGUGCGCUGUUUAUUGGCCGCGCGUUCGGGCGCCGCAAACUCAGCGACAUUUCGCCGAAGAAGACCGUCGAAGGCGCCAUCGGAGGCUUCCUCUGUUCUGCACUCGUUUCGAUAUUGGGAGCUUUCUUGAUGAGAUGGCCGCUCUGGUGGCUCACCGGCACCCUCUACGGAAUCCUGAUUGGCGUCGUGGGCCUUCUGGGAGAUUUGACAGCCUCCCUCUUCAAGCGUGACGCAGGAUUCAAGGACUCGCCUGCAACAGCGUUUGGGGGACGUUUCCGCUGGGCGCUUCCCGGCCACGGAGGAAUUCUCGAUCGAACCGAUAGUUUUGUAUUUACAGCGCCCCUCGUGUAUUAUUUUGUCACCAUGUUUUUGCCUGCGUUGCGCGCCUUUAUUUUGAAGAGGUAG